AUGCAUCUGUUCACAGAAUGCCCCUGGUCAAGGAAGAUUUGGAUCUGGACAGCGGUUAAGGCUGGUUUACCUUCGCUGCAGCCGAGGAGGUGGGAUGGACAGCCAAACUUCGCGAGAUGGCUGCAAAACUGUGUUUCCAUGGAGACAACGCGGAAAAGGAAAGGACUGCUCUCCAUCAUUUUUCCUGCCCCUUCCCCCAACUCCUACUCCCCUCGCGGCGGCGUGUCGGCGCUGGUGUCGGAGGGCCUGGCCAGCAUGGGCGCGCACAUGGCGUCCGGGUACAGCCGCGUCGUCGGCGUGCACCUCGCCAUCAACCACUUCCGCAGCGCCGCCCUCGGCGACGUCAUCCUCGCGCGUGCCGUCCCCGUCCCCCUCGGACGCUCCACCCAGGUGUGGGAGGUGAAGCUCUGGAAGAUGGACCCGUCGAAGGAGGGGAAGAAGGGGCCGCAGAUCGCCGAGUCCAGGGUCACUCUGCUCUGCAACCUGCCCGUGCCGGACAACCUGCACCACGCUGGCGACGCCCUCAAGAAGUACGCCGCCGGAGCUGCAUCAACAACCACCCCCACCAGCAACUGUAGCUACUCGUAG
This is a messenger RNA of Hordeum vulgare subsp. vulgare (domesticated barley), 588 nucleotides long. Its product is annotated as 1,4-dihydroxy-2-naphthoyl-CoA thioesterase 1-like. Bases 1 to 588 code for a protein of 195 amino acids. Gene Ontology annotation, molecular function: 1,4-dihydroxy-2-naphthoyl-CoA thioesterase activity. Gene Ontology annotation, cellular component: peroxisome. Gene Ontology annotation, biological process: phylloquinone biosynthetic process. NCBI's taxonomy places the organism in Eukaryota, Viridiplantae, Streptophyta, Magnoliopsida, Poales, Poaceae. The transcript is spliced from 3 exons. The record is from RefSeq and is a predicted model, not a curated record.